This is a messenger RNA of Colius striatus (speckled mousebird), 2287 nucleotides long. It is a transcript of the gene BCHE, whose product is annotated as butyrylcholinesterase. Gene Ontology annotation, biological process: acetylcholine catabolic process; choline metabolic process. The record is from RefSeq and is a predicted model, not a curated record. The transcript is spliced from 5 exons. Lineage: Eukaryota; Metazoa; Chordata; Aves; Coliiformes; Coliidae. Gene Ontology annotation, cellular component: plasma membrane. Bases 292 to 2100 code for a protein of 602 amino acids. Gene Ontology annotation, molecular function: acetylcholinesterase activity.
ACCCAACAACCACCAAUCACAGCGUCUCCCUGAAAAUUUUGCACAGAUGUUUAUAAUGAGAUUUUCGUGAUUACACAUCACUUGUACAUCCAGAGAACGAAGAGGCCUUCUGUUAAAAGGUUUAUUGUUGGGAACUUCUACUCCUGGAAGCUCUGCAGGAGUGAGGCUUCUGUGAAUAACCAGAAAAACAACAGAAUUUCAGACAGGCCUAACCGCCAGCUGCAGUCACCUGUAGCAACACUCAAGCUCUCCUCAGGCUUAUUUGGAGUGUCCCUGCUUUACAUUUGCAUCAUGAUUUGGACAAAUAGUACAAGUGCCUAUACCAGAUUUCUUAUGUGGCUUCUUCUGUACAUGUUCAUCAAGAAGGUGAUGCCUGAAGAUAACAUCAUUACAACCAAGAAAGGCAGAGUCAGAGGGAUGAACCUGCAAGUACUCGGGGGAACUGUGACAGCUUUCCUUGGAAUACCUUAUGCACAACCCCCCAUUGGUAGCCUGAGAUUCCAAAAACCAGAACCUCGUGAGAAGUGGUCAGAUAUUUGGAAUGCCACAAAACAUGCAAACUCUUGUUACCAGCUUCUAGAUACAACGUACCCAGGAUUUCCUGGAUCAGAGAUGUGGAAUCCAAAAACUAGCCUAAGUGAAGACUGCUUAUACCUUAAUGUAUGGAUUCCUUCUCCCAAGCCCAAGAAUGCAACUGUCAUGGUGUGGAUAUAUGGUGGUGGCUUUGAGACUGGGUCAACUUCCCUACCAGUCUAUGAUGGCAAGUUUCUGGCCAGGGUAGAAAGAGUCAUAGUGGUUUCCAUGAACUACAGAACUGGUGCAUUAGGAUUUUUGGCUUUGCCGGGAAACCAGGAAGCUCCUGGAAAUGCAGGUUUAUUUGAUCAAAGAUUGGCACUUGAGUGGGUCCAGGAGAACAUAGCAGCAUUUGGAGGCAAUCCAAAAAGCGUGACUAUAUUUGGAGAGAGUGCUGGCUCGGCUUCUGUCAGCUAUCAUAUCCUUUCUCCCAAAAGCCAUCCUUUAUUCACAAGAGCCAUCAUGCAAAGUGGAUCUGCAAAUGCCCCUUGGGCUGCAGUAACAGCAUCUGAGGCCAGAAACAGAACGGUGGCUUUAGCUAAACAACUCCAGUGUUCCACCAGCAAUGAGACAGAGCUAAUUCACUGCCUUCAAGACAAGGACCCAAUGGAUAUACUGGAGAAUGAAAUUUUUGCUGUAACAUACGACUCUCUUAUACGAGUAUAUUUCUGUCCCACUGUGGAUGGUGAUUUUCUCUCAGACAUGCCAGAAACAUUGAUUAAGAAUGGCCUUUUCAAACAAACACAGAUCUUAGUCGGUGUUAAUAAAGAUGAAGGAUCAUCAUUUCUAGCAUAUGGAGUCCCUGGCUUCAGCAAAGAUAGUGAUGGCUUGGUCAAUGAAACAGAAUUUGAAACAGCUUUAACUGUGUCCUUCCCAGAAGCAAGCCAACUUGCAAUAGAAUCCAUCAUUUUUCAGUACACAGACUGGGAAAAUGAGGAAAAGCCAGAACGUUACUCUGAUGCUAUGGAUGAUAUCGUUGGUGACUACAAUAUAAUAUGUCCUACAGUGGAAUUCACAAAAAAAUUUGCACAAUUGGGACACAAGGUCUUCUUUUAUUUCUUUGAGCAUCGAUCUUCAAAGCUCCCUUGGCCAGAAUGGAUGGGAGUAAUGCAUGGCUAUGAGAUCGAGUUUGUGUUCGGAUUGCCCCUAGAGAGAAGAGUGAAUUACACUAAAGCAGAAGAAGUUUUGAGCCGGUCCAUGCUGAGAUACUGGGCAACUUUUGCUAAAACUGGAACUCCAAAUGGAACCUUGACUAAUGAAACCAGAUGGCCAGUCUUCACUAACACUGAACAAAAAUAUUUGACAUUAAACACGGGCACUUCGGAGAUCCUGACAAAGUUACGGGCCAAGCAGUGUCGGUUCUGGAAUAAAUUUUUUCCUAAAGUCCAGGAAAUGACAGGAAAUAUUGAUGAAGCAGAACGAGAGUGGAAAGCAGGAUUCCAUCGCUGGAAGAAUUACAUGUCAGAGUGGAAAAAUCAAUUUAAUGAUUACACUAGCAAGAAGGAGAGAUGUGCAGGCACUAAUUAAUAUGUUUACCCUUUCCAGUAUGUCCGUAUUACUGUUCAUCAGGCAGAUAUACAGGUAGCUUUCUAACACUCCUGGCAUUAAAUCUAUCAUGCAGAUUUAAAAAAUAAUGUUAUGGAUAUAAUUUUGAUUCCCCAGAUCUUUAAUUUGUAUUUUACUUCAUAUCUCAAUAAACAAUAUAAGGCAUCCA